AAAGACAACUGUGAAGGCAACAGCGAAGACAACAACGAAGACAACAGUGAAGACAACAGUGAAGACAGCAGCGAAGACAAAAGCGAAGACAAAAGCGAAGACAACAGUGAAGACAACAGCGAAGACAACAGUGAAGACAACAGUGAAGACGACAGUGAAGACGACAGUAAAGACGACAGCGAAAGCAACAGUGAAGACAACAGCAAAGACAACAGUGAAGACAACAGUGAAGACAACAGCGAAGACAACAGCGAAGACAACAGCGAAGACAAUAGUGAAGACAACAGUGAAGACAACAGUGAAGACAACAGUGAAGACAACAGCGAAGGCAACAGUGAAGACAACAGUGAAGACAACAGCGAAUACAACAGCGAAGACAACAGCGAAGGCAACAGUGAAGACAACAGUGAAGGCAACAGUGAAGACACCAGCGAAGACAACAGCGAAGACAGCAGCGAAGGCAACAGCGAAGACAACAGUGAAGACAACAGUGAAGACAACAGUGAAGACAACAGUGAAGACAACAGCGAAGACAACAGUGAAGACAACAACGAAGACAACAUCGAAGACAACAGCGAAGGCAACAGCGAAGGCAACAGUGAAGGCAACAGCGAAGACAACAGUGAAAACAACAGCGAACAACACCACACAGGAAUGACAGUAGCACUUGUACCAGAACCAACUGCAAAGGCACCACAACGAAUACAAAGGAAACAACAGUCUCUGGAACGCCACAGACAACAGCAACAGCAGCAACAACAACAACAACGACAACGACAACGACAACGACAACGACAACGACAACGACAACGACAACGACAACAACAACAACAACAACAACAACAACAACAACAACAACAACAACAACAACAGCACCAACAAUGGCAAAAAAAUAAGAAAACCUUUGGGCUGCCGCAGAAAUGUGCAACACAAUAAAGACG
Messenger RNA from Sycon ciliatum, 941 nucleotides. Its product is annotated as myb-like protein I. The transcript has a single exon. NCBI's taxonomy places the organism in Eukaryota, Metazoa, Porifera, Calcarea, Leucosolenida, Sycettidae. The record is from RefSeq and is a predicted model, not a curated record. The annotation marks the transcript as partial.